Messenger RNA from Siniperca chuatsi (mandarin fish), 6058 nucleotides. RefSeq names its product netrin 1a (gene ntn1a). Lineage: Eukaryota; Metazoa; Chordata; Actinopteri; Centrarchiformes; Sinipercidae. The coding region runs from base 275 to 2095 and encodes 606 amino acids. The record is from RefSeq and is a predicted model, not a curated record. The transcript is spliced from 7 exons. Gene Ontology annotation, molecular function: protein binding.
AGAGAGAGAGAGAGAGAGGGGGGGAGAGAGAUAGAGAGGGAGAGAUUGUGAAAAGACCGGCAGGAGGAGUGGGACUUGCUAUAAGGACACUAGCGACUCUUAAAAUCCAGCCGCUCCUCUAUUUUUACGCAGGAGAUUUGAAGAAACAAACAACAAAACAGGAGGAGCUGUGAUUGAAGCCUGAUAGAGAAAAGUAGCCUAACAUCGCCGGUAUUUUGACAUCUUUUUAAAUUAUUCUCAGCGGCAGAGACACUUGGGGACAGAGGGACCUACCAUGACAAGGGCUGUGGAUAUUGUGCUGACUGUGCUGCUCGCCGUGUCCCUCUCGUGCCGGAGCGCCCUCGGCGGCUACGGGAUGAGCCUGUUCGCGGCGCAGACCUCUCCCCCGGACCCCUGCUACGACGAGCACGGCAACCCGCGGCGCUGCAUCCCGGACUUCGUCAACUCCGCCUUCGGGAAGGAAGUGAAGGUGUCCAGCACCUGCGGCAAGACGCCCAGCCGCUACUGCGUGGUGACAUCGGCGGAGAAAGGAGACGAGAGGACCAGGAACUGUCACACCUGCGAUGCCUCGGAUCCCAAGAAGUACCACCCUCCGGCGUACCUGACGGACCUCAACAACCCACACAACCUCACCUGCUGGCAGUCCGAGAACUUCAUCCAGUACCCGCAAAAUGUCACCCUGACUCUGUCCCUCGGCAAGAAGUUUGAGGUCACUUAUGUGAGCCUGCAGUUCUGCUCGCCUCGACCUGAAUCCAUGGUUAUUUACAAGUCCAUGGACUACGGUAAAACUUGGGUACCCUUUCAAUUUUACUCGACCCAGUGCAGAAAGAUGUACAACAAGCCAAACAGGGCCGUUAUCACGAAGCAGAACGAGCAGGAGGCCGUCUGCACGGACUCCCACACCGACAUGUACCCUCUGACCGGCGGGCUCAUCGCCUUCAGCACGCUGGACGGCAGACCGUCGGCGCACGACUUUGACAACUCCCCGGUGCUGCAGGACUGGGUAACGGCCACUGACAUUAAAGUCAUCUUCAGCCGGUUGCACACUUUCGGCGACGAGAACGAGGACGACUCGGAGCUGGCCCGGGACUCGUACUUCUACGCCGUGUCGGACCUGCAGGUCGGAGGGAGAUGCAAAUGCAACGGGCACGCGUCUCGGUGCGUAAAGGACCGGGAUGGGAGUCUUGUGUGUGAGUGCAAGCACAACACUGCCGGGCCGGAGUGCGACAGGUGCAAACCUUUCCACUACGACAGACCGUGGCAGAGAGCUACAGCCAGGGAGGCCAACGAGUGUGUCGCCUGCAACUGUAACCUUCACGCCCGAAGGUGUCGUUUCAACAUGGAGCUGUACAAGCUGUCGGGAAGGAAGAGCGGAGGAGUCUGCCUCAACUGUCGCCACAACACAGCUGGACGCCACUGCCACUACUGCAAGGAGGGCUACUACAGAGACCUGUCCAAACCUAUCUCACACAGGAAAGCCUGCAAAGCAUGUGAUUGCCAUCCCGUGGGUGCUGCUGGCAAAACCUGUAACCAAACCACAGGACAAUGUCCCUGUAAAGACGGCGUGACUGGUAUCACGUGCAACCGCUGUGCUAAAGGCUACCAGCAGAGCCGCUCGCCCAUUGCCCCCUGCAUAAAGAUUCCAGUUGCACCUCCUACAACCCCAUCCACCAUUACAGAGGAGCCAUCAGACUGCGACUCUUAUUGCAAAGCGUCUAAAGGCAAACUGAAGAUCAACAUGAAGAAGUACUGCAAGAAAGAUUACGCUGUCCAGGUGCACAUCCUGAAGGCAGACAAAGCUGGCGAGUGGUGGAAGUUCACCGUCAACAUCAUCUCCGUCUACAAGCAGGGUGAGAGCCGCAUCCGCCGCGGGGACCAGUUCCUGUGGGUCCGUGCCAAAGACGUGGCCUGCAAGUGUCCCAAGAUCAAGCCUGGGAAGAAGUACCUGCUGCUGGGGAAUGACGAGGCCUCCCCCGGGCAGAGCGGAGUGGUGGCAGACAAGGGCAGCCUGGUUAUCCAGUGGAGGGACACAUGGGCACGCAGGCUCAGAAAGUUCCAGCAGCGUGAGAAGAAAGGCAAGUGCAAGAAGCCAUAAGCGGAAAAAGAUGGAGAGGAAUACCGGAGAGGGAGAGGAAUUCAAGAGAAAAGCUGAGCGGGUCAUUUAAAAAAAAAAAAAAAACAAAGUGAAAGAGAGGCAGACAAGAGGACCACAGACAGACAAGAGACUGUUUAUGUCGCUGCUUUUUUGUGUAGAAGCAUGAAGAGAAUUAUUUAGGAUGAUUUGUUUUUCUAGUGAACUUUUGUUGAAGGAGCUCACCUUGCAGAUUUGGUUUUAUGGUUUAUUUUACUUUGAGAUUUGUCUCUUUUGUGGAUUUGCCGGAUUUGCACCUAUUACCAGCAUAUAAAGUUAUUUGUGUUCGUUUUCUUUAUCUCAGUAUGAAAUCAUUAUAUUUUAUGUUUUAAUUUUAUGGACAUUUUCUGCUGGUGCAAAAAUGACAGAAAAAGCCACUUAAUUACCACUGCAAUUUCGCCUCUGCAUGGUUUUGUCUUAUUGUACUCUUAGCUAAGAAGCAAGCUUGUUUCAUCAAGUCUUCCCUGAUGUGAUUGAGGCAGUAAUAUUUCCUCCAUUAAGAAUUGUGCCAUAAAAACAAUAGUUUGUAUUAUUACAAACAUACAGAAAUGCAUAGUACAUUUAGCUGUCAAUGAGUUGUCACUCCUUCCCUCUGUUGUACAAAUUCAGGUAUAUCUGCAACUCAUGAAACAAGAAAUCUGUUGUCCUACAUUUUUAGCUGUCAGGACUUAGACUUAGUCCUGACAACUAACAAAUUUAGAAUAUGCAAGUGACAGAAGAGAACCAAGGAUAAAAGACAGUAUUAACUAAAGCAUUUUUGACCUGAUUAAUCUCGAGCAUAUUUUUACUCCACUAUUUGCCCCUUCAGAAUUUACUGGUUAAAUUUUGGUCGUUCAGUAUUUGUACAAACCUGCAUGUGAACGCUUCUCAUAUGAGACUGUAAUGUUCAAUUCACUAACAGGUGCUGCUUGUGAUACUUAUGUUAAAAUUAUGCUUUUUGGGAUGACAAACUGCAUUUAAAAUCACUAAUUUCACUUUCAGUACUUACAGUAACUGUGAUUUUUUAUUUUUUUAUUUCACAACUCCAGCAGGAGUUUAACAACCGACUUACAAAAGGACAAGAGGCCAGCCACAUUGAUUGUUAUAAAAAUACUAGGAAAAUAUUCACAAAAUCACGAGUUAUUACUGGGUAGAGCUAAUAGAAAUAAAUAAUAAUAAAUAUGGGUUCUUUAGCGGCUACAAAAUAAAAUGCCAAAUGUUUGUUUUAAUUCAUCUCAUUUACACUUUAGCGACAAUACUUACUUGUUCUACCACAAAAUGAUUAGCGCUGUGAAAGUUACCCAAGGUAGGUCAUUGUGCAAAGUAGAUGCAACAUUAUUGUUGUGCAGGUGAAAGUACUGCAAUGCAGCUGCAAGUACUGCAUGUUCUCAGAGGAUACUGACAAAGACGUGCAUGUAGUAUGUCACAAGUGCAACAAAGCAGAUUUUUGUAUGAUUUCUCUCUUUAGAAAUCUAUUCCUUUACACCAGCUCGUGAGUAAAACUUUGUACAGUGUGUCAAAAUGUAUCUUUAAAAAUUUGCAUGAAUAAGACAACGGAAUGAAAAUAUCCUUUUAAUCGACCUCCAUCUCUCACUAAAGUACUACAAUGUGGAUGGCGACCGACCACUGAAUCUGAAAAGGUGCAUUUUUAUGUGGAACAAGACUGUUGAGUGAGAUAUUCAAUCAAACCCAAUCAGUGCAGAUUGUAGGAAGCAAUGAGAGUGGGCAUAAUGAAAAGAAAAUAAUUUCCUUACCUCAUGUAGUGCAGAAAUGAAUCCUAAUGCAGAAAAAUGAAAACAUUCCCGCAAACUGCACCUUGAAAAAGUGCUCAACAAUUACUUAAAUGUAUUUUUGAAAAAUCCACCUCACACUGGCUUGUAUUCAUCUAGAAUAAUUCCUACAGCACUAUGAGAUUGCACAUAAAUACCGUUACAGUCCACACACUCUUUUACAAACACAAUGCAUGACUGUACAUUCACUAAAAGGACAGUGUGUGCGACCAGUCAGAAGCUGCAGUCUCCCAUUGACCUGUCACAUUAAUUCUCUUCACUUUAACACUUGCACAGGGAGAAAUAGGGUGAAUUGCAAUCGCUUGACGCUGCUCGAUUCAAACCACGUUGCUCAUUUAUUUGUAUGCAGUUGAGUUUGGAUUUCUCCAAGGAAUGCGUGCUAAAAACCCGCGGCUCAGGUUUGUAAAAGCCCACAGUGUAUCUGAUGUAUCAUAAACUGGCGUUCAUUUCAGUCCAUCCCAAAACACUUUGAGCAACAUGUUUGAUGUUGCUGGUAUUUGUUGUUUCACAAAAUCACAUUUAGCACCCCAGGUAACUAUAAAAAGGGGUUUUAAGAUCUUUUCACGACACAUGGUUUUAACUAAUGGACUCUCUACUUCCUUUGUUUUAAAUGUAAUCAUUUCUGAUUCUAUCAUCUCAGAAACCUACUCAUUUGUCCAGGAAUUUUCUGAAUGGACUGAAAUGCCUCCUAGAUGAUGACAAAUUAGAAGGGUUUUUUUAAACCAUGAGAAAUCAAACUCACCUGGAUUCAACUGUAAGAUAAAAAGAACACAUGACGUUUUUGCUGAAGUACUUCUCAGUAUUUACAUUUAGGGUUUGAUGGAGUGUGUUUUUUUUUUUUUUGUUUUUUUUUACUAUACAAUCAGUCAAAUGAUUGUGAUGUCAGUCCAUCAUGAUGCUACGUGCUGGUGGCUCCUCCAGCACUACUGAUGACAACAUACUCACAUAUACAGUAUAUUUACAUGUUCCUGCCUUUCAUUGUUAAUCCUACAACAUAACAUUACAUGUCAUUGUUUUUCUGUUUGGCACAAUGUAAUCUGUAAUCCCAACUCUCUAGUCUCUGUAGCCUCAUGCUGUAAAUUUUACAUCUGUCUCCUGAGCUAUGGUUUGACAAGCUUCCUGAUGAAAUGCUAUACACAUACCUGUCAAAGCAUUGCUUUGUGUUCAUACUAUGAAUUGUAUAUGUUGUUUAGUUGUCACCAUUGCCUUUUUGCAAUGUUGUUUUACAAUGCGUACUAAUAUAUUAUGGUUAUUACAUAUGAAUAUAUUUAAUGACACAAGACAUUGUGGAUUUUAUUGUCUUUUUCAAUUAUUUUUUUUUUUACUUGUUUGUGGUUGUUUAGAUUGUUGCCAUUAAAGAAGGAAAUAAUAACUACUGAACACACCAACCUGGUAGAACUAAAUUCAGAUUUUCAGUUGAAAUAAACUCUUGUUACAUUAAAAAACCAUUUGCCUCUGUUGAUUUGAAUAUAUACAUAUUUUAAUUUACUUAGUUAUUAAGUUAAUACUAAGGCAUAUAGUCAGUUUUUCUCCAUUUACUGGUUGCUACUUUAUAAUAUUACAAGUACAGUAGACAAAACAAUAUUAUGCAGAUUUGUAAAUAAGGAAGUGGUACUAAUGUGUCCAAGCUUUGUCAAAGGUCAACCCCAGCUAAAUAUCAUAUUAAAGAGCACUGCAAUCCUGCAGAGUAAGCCCUGAGCAUUAACGCAGACAGACAGGAGUCCAGGGACUAUAAACUGGAAAUGUCAUUUAUUAGAAAUUACAAGCUGAAUUGAUUUACAAGGAAGGAAAACAGCCAUGUUAGUAACACAGCCGAGCUGUUUGUUUUGGCUGAGAGCUAUUCUAUAAACAUAAUCCCAAGACAAAUGAUAACAUUACAUCUGCUACAGUAAUGCAUGGGUAAAUAUAAGUGAGUGUGAAUACUGCAAAGCUUGCGGAAUUCUUGUACCAAGUGUGAGCCUCAGCCCAGACCACAGACAGACUUAUGAAAGGAAAGCUCCUGCUACCUGCGGGAGGUCCUACUUUUGGGUCAACAUUCACCACAGUCCAGGCUAAAAAUAUUUUACAAACCUCCAAACAAUUUGAUACACUGUCAAUUUAAAGAGCCAGAUACUUGAACAACUAUAAAGAGGACAAUUUACACCUAAGCAAUAUAUUU